Molecule: messenger RNA, 695 nt
Organism: Paramecium pentaurelia
Lineage: Eukaryota; Ciliophora; Oligohymenophorea; Peniculida; Parameciidae
Source: the annotation of a GenBank genome assembly
AUGUAUAAAAAACAUUCGACAGAAAAAUUAGUUAGAAAAAAUGCAUCUCCAACACAUGAAAAAGAGAAUAACUCUUAUGCUAGAAAAUAUAGUAGAAAACUUUUGAGUAGAUAAAGCUAUCAUGAUGAAUAAGAAAAUGUUAAAGAAAAUAUAUUAACAACAUAUAAUUCUAAUACUAAUACUAUAAAUUAAAAUGAAAGUAUUACACAACUUUAAUAAAUUAUCUAAUAAUAGAAACGAUAAAUUUAAAAUUAUAAAAUGGGUUGUCCUAGAUGUUUAAAUAAAUAAAAUACAGAUCUAGAAUUAAGAAAUAAAAUUUUAGUUUAAAAUAACUAAAUAUUAUCAUUAUUAUCUAAGGAUACUUAAUAAUCAGAUUAUACAGAAUUAUUUAGAAUUAAUUAAAUGUUAUAGUAAUAAAAUGAAGAAUUAAAAUAAAAUAAUGAAAUUUUGAUUUAAAAUCAAUAAGAAAUAUUAUAAGAGAAUUUAUACUUAAAAAAUUUAUUUGCUGAAACAAGUAAUAAUGCUAAUGCCAAAGAAAAUUCAAGCUGUAAUUUAUUUAAUUAUAGUUGAUAGAAUUAUUUAGUCUCUCAUAAUCUUAAGGAAGAUUUUCAUCAAUUUUAUAGUUAAACUCAUAAGUUCAAUCUCCAUCACAUACUAAAUAGCCUCAUGAUAAAUUAUUUAACUUAUUAAAAUGA